AUGCAAGGUGGAGAUGAUUCUCCCGGCUAUGGAGAAUCGGGAUUUGGCGCAUUUUCGUCUUCCCAACCGUGGAGAUCGAGUCCGACCCCCCCUCCAACGAACCUGUGGAGUCCACAAUCGCCGCCGCCGUGGCAACAGACACCCCAACUCCGGGGUCAGUCCUCCUCUCAGCCGCAGAGGAACGUGGGUCGUCCCCAAUCGGGGUUCGGCGACUACCGGCCCAAUAUGGACGCGAUCAACAACCCUUCUCAGCAAUUCCAAUCCUCCCAAUUCCAAUACACCCAAUCCCCUCUAUCUGAAUCUGAUAGAUUCACGUGGGAACAGUUGAUGGGAACACCACCAGACACCCCGGUGUCCGGUACUCAAGGCGGCCGCGGGCGAAAUCAAGGCGUUGGGGGGCGAAACGGCGGCGGAGGUGGGCGAAAUGGCGGAAAUGGUGGGGGGCGAAGCGGCGGCGGUGGUCGAAGCGCCGGCCGCCGAGGAGAGCAAGGCACCGGAGGAGGUGGCGGCCGAAGUGGUCGGCGAGGCGGCGGACGCGGCGGCGGUGACGGUGGCAGCGGCGGCGAUGGCGAUGGCGGUGGCGGUGGCGGUCGAAGCCGGCGGUCGACCUACUAUAGCAAUGAAGAAUCCAUUGCUGUAGCCAGAGCCUGGUAUGCGGUCACGACCGAUUCUAUAGUCGGUACGGAUCAGACCGACGUUUGCUUUUGGAAUCGCGUUCUCGAUGUGUACAACGAAUUCAAACCAGAUGGGAGCGUCGAGCGUACAGCUAGCCAGGUCCGGAAGAAGUUCGGAAGGAUUACUAAAGCGUUGAAGAGGUUCAGUGGCAUAUACGAGACCCAACUCCGCCUUGCUGAGAGCGGCCGCACCGAAGCCGACGUACGAGCGUUGUCGUAUCGGUUGUUCAAUACUGAAUCGUGGCCGAAGUUUACCUACUGGGACGAAUACCUCGUUCUGCGUGACUGCCCGAAAUUCAGAGUCCUCAUCGACAAAGAUCUUGUCUCUGCGCCGAAGCGGACUAGACUGGGCGUCGCCCGCAACUACAGCAGUAGCAGUGACUCACGCGCCUUCGACCUGAACGAUGAUGCUUCGGAGGAGGAGCCCCCCUCCAGACUCUCUCGGCGCCCACGUCCGCAGGGCCAGCGUGCCGCAAUCCGGGAAUCUAGAACCGGCUCUCAGUUCUCCGCUGCGACCUCUACAGCAAUGCCCUCAACACCGCGGGCGGCUUUGGCUCAUACCCUAGAGGUGCAGAUGAUGAAGCAACUUCAGGAUAAUUUGGCCUUGUACGAGAAGUCAACUGAUCCGGAGACCAGGAGAUUCUACUACGACCUCAUUAUUCGACUGAGGUCGAAGUUGGGAUGGUCCGAAGGGUCGCAGUCGGGCGGUGCCAGCGGUAGUGGGGUCGGUGCAAGUGGCAGUGGCGGCGGUGGAGGCGGUGCCGAUGAUGUGAUGGAUGACGAUGACGACACCGAGUAG
Messenger RNA from Salvia hispanica, 1473 nucleotides. The record is from RefSeq and is a predicted model, not a curated record. NCBI's taxonomy places the organism in Eukaryota, Viridiplantae, Streptophyta, Magnoliopsida, Lamiales, Lamiaceae.